GGCCCGCGGACGCGCCAGUCUCCCCCAGCCCCCGGCCGCGAGCGCACACCCCCUCCUCCACCAGCGCCGAGCUCACGCGGCCUCCUGUACCCCCACCAGGGCGCACCAGGGCGCCCGUCCUUGCCGUUCAGGAGGAUCCCGUCGCCGCGGGGACGACAUCGGACCCGGCGCAGUGUUGUGGAAGGCCGCCGCCAGUCGCCAUGUAGCCGGCCAUCACCGACAGCGCGCUAGCAUACCUCGGAACAGAGCCAUGAGGGACAAGGCAGACGACAGCCUGGCGCCGCCGACGGCCCUCACCAUCCCCGUCCCGGCGGCCCCGGGCCCCGACACCUCCAAGUUCAUCAUGAGGAAGAAGCCGCACACACUGCCUCCGCUAGAGAAGUUCCGGAGCCUGGAGGGCCGAGGCUCGCCCGUCCCCCAGGCGCGGCGGCGGUCGAGCAUCGAGGAGCAGCUGCUGCAGGACGACGGGCAGGUGGUGUCCGCUGACGGGAGACCUCUCAUCCGCCUCACCAAGUGCACCGACGACUCCGGGGGCGGCAGCGGCGGCGGGCUGCGUCUUCCGCUCCCGAAGCAGGGUGCCGCCUCCCCAGGCCCCGGCGCGCCACCUCAGCUGUCCCCGAUCACCAACCGCUACACGCCGCUGCAGCCCAUCCGGAGGGGCGGCGAGGGCGCCGGCGGCAACAUCAACAACAAUACUCCCUAGGAAUAGAAGCAGACCCCAUUGAUUUCGCUUUAUAUGUUAAGCAGAUACGCUGGUCGAUGUAAAAAAAAUCAUAUUGUCUAUUUUAUUCUUUUUAUUGGAUGCCCUUCGAGGAUGAGUGUAAAAUAUAUUUAGCUCAGCGAUACUCUGUGCUCCUGGUGUUACUACCUCUGGAGCGUGGGGUAUACGCGUACCCUGAAAGGAUGGCGAGUGGGUGAGGCGCGCUUGUAUUUUAUAACCAUGAAAAUAAUUUUUAAUACAUUUAUCUUCCUCUUUCGUAACCGUAAGGCUUUGCUUGCGCCUGCGAACUAAGUAGAAUUUGGUACCUCAUUCCAUUUCUAAAAAUAAUAUAUAAGCAGCCAAGAGUAAUUCAAAAAGAUUUUGAACGUUUGGUUAGUGCAAGACGGAUAGUUAUCUUAAAAGCACACAUUUUUUUCAAACUUCCAAAGUUCUUUAAAUGUAGCAUUGUGUUCUCCUGAAAACCAUUGAAAGUAGAGGGAAUGGCUUCACCUUUAUAGGAAAUAUUUCCAUAUUUCCCUUUCUUCUGACCCUGCCAAUUUUCUUCUUGCACUUUUGUCUCAUCUCAUUAUCAAAAUGUAGCCAACAAAUCAUGUCGUGGAAUAGUGUGUUUAAACAAAGAAACAAUUUUUUCUUCCUACUCCUACUUUAAUUGUUAUUUAAAACCGUAAUCCAGACACCACCCCUCAGGAAAACAUUAAUUUUGAAAAUAUAAGAAAGACCAUGUAAUAAUAUAAAGAAUUGGUCAUGA
This is a messenger RNA of Frankliniella occidentalis (western flower thrips), 1469 nucleotides long. RefSeq lists its product as uncharacterized. Bases 251 to 703 code for a protein of 150 amino acids. The transcript is spliced from 4 exons. NCBI's taxonomy places the organism in Eukaryota, Metazoa, Arthropoda, Insecta, Thysanoptera, Thripidae. The record is from RefSeq and is a predicted model, not a curated record.